CGAUGUAUAAAAACCCGUAGACUUCUCUGUGACAGCAUAGUUUGAAACUUCAAACAACUCUGCAACCAUGAAAUUCCUGCUGAUCGUCGCUUCCCUCGUCGCCGUGGCCGUCGCUGGCCCGACUCGCGCCCUCGUCACCCCCGGUGGUGGCUCCGCGCCCAUCGUGGAAGCUGAAUCCCCCGUCAUCGCUGGACCCGCUCUGGUUGAGAGCCCUAUCUCGGUCGGACCUGCCCUGGUUGAGAGCCCCAUUUCUGUUGGUCCCGCUCUGGUUGAGAGCCCCAUCUCCGUGGGACCCGCACUCGUUGAGACCCCAAUCGUUGAGAGCCCCGUCGUUGUCGACACUCCUAUCGUUGAGAGCCCCGUUGUCGUCGACACUCCUAUCGUUGAGAGCCCCGUCGUCGUCGAUACUCCUAUCGUUGAGAGCCCCGUGUUCGUCGACACUCCUAUCGUUGAGAGCCCCGUCGUCGUCGACACUCCUAUCGUUGAGAGCCCCGUGUUCGUCGACACUCCUAUCGUUGAGAGCCCCGUGUUCGUCGACACUCCUAUCGUUGAGAGCCCCAUCUCUGUUGGACCCGCUCUGGUUGAGAGCCCCAUCUCCGUUGGACCCGCUCUGGUUGAGAGCCCUAUCUCCGUUGGACCCGCUCUGGUUGAGACCCCCGUCGUUGUUGAGAGCCCCGUUGUUGUCGACACCCCCAUCGUUGAUGUGAGCCCCGUCUUCAUCGAGCACCCCAUCGUUGUUGAGAGCCCCGUCGUUGUGGACACCCCGAUCGUUGGUGAGAGCCCCGUCUUCGCCGAGCUCCCCGUUGUUGUCGACGCUCCCAUCGUUGACGCCAGCCCCGCCGCCGCUGCCCCUGUUGAGUCUGAGUCCGCCUCCGCUGCUGCCGCUCCCCUGGUCCAGAUCAUCCUGAACAUUAACCAGGCUGCCGCCCCCGAGGCUCCCGCUGUCGUUGUGCCAGAGACUCCCGCUAUCGUACCCUCUCCCAUCAUCGUCGAGGAGUCUCCCAUCUUUGCCGAGCUCCCCAUCGUGGUCGACACCCCCGUCGUGGCCCCUGAGCCCGUCCAGGUCGUCGAUACCCCCAUCGAGGCCCCCAUCGUCGUGCCCGCCCCCAUCGUGAUUGAGCCCCAGCCCAUCGAGCUGCCCGCCCCCGAGCUGCCCGCUCCCGUCGAGGUCGCCCCCGUGGUCGUUCUCCCCGACAUCCUCAACUAAGCUAAUAACUAAGCUUUGGUUUUAACUUAGCUCU
Messenger RNA from Cydia pomonella (codling moth), 1241 nucleotides. Its product is annotated as calphotin-like. The coding region runs from base 68 to 1207 and encodes 379 amino acids. The record is from RefSeq and is a predicted model, not a curated record. The transcript is spliced from 2 exons. Lineage: Eukaryota; Metazoa; Arthropoda; Insecta; Lepidoptera; Tortricidae.